AUAAAAGUGUUUAUUACCACCUACAUAAGUUGCUAUUGCAAUAGACCAUAUGAUUUCAAACAUUAACAGUUUGUUUAUUCUUACAAUGUAAUUGCGAAAUUAUAAUAACGAUGCUGUGUUAUAUUGGUCAAGUUUCUUUGUACUGCUUUUUGGGAGCGGCUGCCCCAUUCUUAGUUUCGUUAAUGUGUAACUACCAUCGGUUUCAAUUUUAUGGCUCUUUUUACUUAUUACCGAUCAUUUACUUCCUUUUAAUAAAUGCCAUUGUCGGAUUAGUUUAUAAGAAGAAUACAUACAAGAUAGCUGUCCGUUCUGUGAAUUUGGGUUUUUUACUAGCUUUGGGUGUCUAUAUCAGGCUGGUAGCUCCAGAUCACAUACAGAUUUUUGGUUUAUAUAUGUGUACCAUGUCGAUCUUCCAUUACAGCGAAUUUCUCUGUAUGGCCAACAUACAACCAAAGUUGGUGUCGGCAGAUUCGUUUGUAAUUAAUCAUAGUGUGCAGUAUACAAUUGCUGCGUUAACCUCCUGGGUAGAAUUUUUUGUGGAGGCAUAUUUUUUUCCUGACCUCAAGACGAAAUUUUGGUUGUCCCAUAUUGGGUUGGUAGUUUGUAUUAUAGGGGAACUGCUUCGAAAAGCUGCAAUGCUUACGGCAAGCUCAAAUUUUAAUCACCUAGUACAAUGUGAAAAGGUAGAGGGGCACAUACUGGUAACCCACGGAGUGUACAGUAUUUUUCGUCAUCCUAGUUAUGUGGGUUGGUUUUACUGGUCGAUUGGUACACAAGUGAUUCUUUUAAACCCACUUUGCAUAAUAGCGUAUACUAUCGCCAGCUGGACAUUUUUCAGAGAAAGGAUACUUAUAGAAGAAAUUAUGUUACUUAAUUUCUUCGGGCAACAGUAUUGUGAUUACCAAGAAAAAGUUCGCACAGGAUUACCAUUCAUUGAUGGUUACAAAAUAUAGACAAGACUACAUUUUUUUGCCAGUGAACUAAUCGUGAUAUUUUCUAGUUAUUUUUUUAUUUAACAAUUUUUUUAAGUGUACUGAUAAAAAUAACCUGCUGUGUUAUUGUUACUAAAUAAAUAAAUGUUUAGUUGUGUA
Molecule: messenger RNA, 1091 nt
Organism: Photinus pyralis (common eastern firefly)
Lineage: Eukaryota; Metazoa; Arthropoda; Insecta; Coleoptera; Lampyridae
Gene: ste14
Product: protein-S-isoprenylcysteine O-methyltransferase
Exons: 3
Coding region: 111-953 (280 amino acids)
Biological process (GO): C-terminal protein methylation
Cellular component (GO): endoplasmic reticulum; membrane
Molecular function (GO): protein C-terminal S-isoprenylcysteine carboxyl O-methyltransferase activity
Source: RefSeq, a predicted model, not a curated record